AUGUUGUCUCUUCGUGCUUUCACCCGCUCCGUCCCACGCUUCUCGCGCUCAGUCGCCCGUACUUCGCUGCGCCCGGCUGUUCUCUCCAAGCCCGCUUUCGUGCAGCCCUGGAAGCAGGCCACUAAGCCCGCCUACGCUGCCUUUUCCACUUCCAGUGCUUUCCGUGAGCCCGCUGGUGAGGGUGACGCGGAGCUUAUCGCCAAGCUUGAGGAGGAAGUCAAGCACGAGAAGGCUUCCGGUGUCGAGGAUGCGCGUGAGCAGCAGGCCAGCAUUGACUACACUCUGCAGAAUGGCGAGUGGACCGCCAAGGACGUCGAGGGCGAGCAGGAAGUUGUCCUGACCAAGAAGUUCGGCAACGAGACUAUCCGCGUAACUUUCACCGUCGCCGACAUUAACAACCUUUCCGAGGACCCGAUGGACGAUCUCCACGACGACGCUCUCGGCGACGAGGGUGAGUUCUCCAGCCAGCAGAACAAGGUUGAGAACGAGGAUGAGAUCCUGCCCCCUACCUUCCCCGCUCGCGUCAAUGUCACCAUUGAGAAGCCCGCGAACGGUGCCCUCCUGAUCCAGGCCGUCAUCCAGGACGGUGACCUGCAAAUCGAGGAGAUCUCCCAUUUCGCCAACGCGGAGGUCGCCAACGCCAGCACCGCCGAGAAGGACUGGGCCCGCCAGAGCCUCUACGCCGGUCCUCCCGCCGAGAACCUCGACCCUGAGCUGCUCGCUUUCUGGGGCCGUUACCUCGAGGAGCGUGGUCUUAACCUCGAGUUCCAGAACAUGGUCACCGACUACAUUGCUUUCAAGGAGCAGAAGGAGUACGUCCGGUGGUUGGACAACGUCCGCAAGUUCAUUUCUGCUUAA
Penicillium maclennaniae is the source of this 858-nucleotide messenger RNA. Its product is annotated as MAM33 family protein. Lineage: Eukaryota; Fungi; Ascomycota; Eurotiomycetes; Eurotiales; Aspergillaceae. The record is from RefSeq and is a predicted model, not a curated record. Gene Ontology annotation, cellular component: mitochondrial matrix. The coding region runs from base 1 to 858 and encodes 285 amino acids. The transcript is spliced from 4 exons. Gene Ontology annotation, biological process: cytosolic ribosome assembly.